Messenger RNA from Delphinapterus leucas (beluga whale), 2945 nucleotides. RefSeq names its product BRISC and BRCA1 A complex member 2 (gene BABAM2). The record is from RefSeq and is a predicted model, not a curated record. Gene Ontology annotation, biological process: double-strand break repair. Lineage: Eukaryota; Metazoa; Chordata; Mammalia; Artiodactyla; Monodontidae. Gene Ontology annotation, cellular component: BRISC complex; BRCA1-A complex.
AAGACGAAGGAAGGAACUGAGCAAUUGUUCUGCUAAUCUAACUGCCGAAAGCUGGUGGGGAUGAUUCACAGCACACUGUGUGUGCCUUGGCUGGAAUACCUGGCCUACCCAAGAAUCAUCUUCAUGCAAUGGAAAUCACUUAGGAGACCUACAGUGCAGUCCUGGCAGCUCUGCUCCUGAGGACACUAUUGCAGCAUCCUAGGAAGAUGGGCAAGGAGUAGACUACCAGCUCACUGACAUGUCAUCACACUGAUGUCCAGGACACUGAAGGAGUGGGAAGAAGAGGAGCUUAGGCGUAGGAAGCUCAGAAGUCUUAACUGUAGAUGGACUCCAGGAGUGGUGCACCUCUCCUCCUUGAUCAUUCAAAGACAAGAAUGAAUGAAGUGAUCUGUGCCUGAACCUUUGGUAUCUGGCCUGGCACCAUCCCGCCACAUUGCCACCCGUGCAGUCCUGCUCCUUGCCCUGUACAGGAAGGUGCUGGAGUUGAAUGGCAGUGGGACCUGGGUUUCUCUCCAGUAAUGUACAGAGCCAAGGUCAUAUCCACCCUGUGUGAUGGAGAAGACAGAGGUAUUGAACAAGCAGUCCAUGCUGUGAUGAGUGUCUGAAGAAUCAUUAGAGAUGCUCUUCAUCCAAAAAAAUCUGUUUUCGUUAUGCCCAAGAAUUCACAUGCAAUCAAGUUGAUGAGAGCUGUCCACCAUCAACAAUCCUCAAUAUUUAUGAAGAAUGUCAGCUGUUCAUACUUCAGUAUAAAUGAAGGCAUCUUUGUAAUGACCUGCCUGGUGUUUUAGAAUCUUCUUAUCUUCUCCACUGACCCUGACAUGGGGCAAAGAGGAGGGAAUUUAAAAAGUCCUUGCUAACUUGGAUGAGUGCUUGGUCAGUGGAUAACGUCUCUACCUAGGUGUCAGCACUCCUGAUAUAUUCUGCUCCUCUUUGGACAUAUCAACAGAAAGAAACCUAGAGGUUAACUUGAUCAAGAACCUCAAUGAGUGAUGAUAACAUUUCCUGUGAAGUACAGAGGGUUGCUGUGGGGAGAGUCCCCUGGUAGAAGGAGGUCAUCGACUAAAGGUUUCCUUUAUGGAAGGCUGGCCAUUUUCUACCAGUUCUCCCAGACACUUCUGAUUCUUCCUGUUGCUGCCUAUCUUCAACAGAAAAGCAAUUGAUCAUGGAAGCAAGCAGCACCUGCUUAUUUUUCAAGACUUGGCUCAGGAGGCAUCUUAUCCAGGAACUUUCCCCUGUUCUUCCACAGAACCUGCAGGUUCUCAUGGGAAUCUGUCUUUGGAGGAACUUCGACUUAAUUUUCCACAAGAACAGACUUGAUUUCUCUUAUCUCUGCAAUGUGGAACUUCAGAGAUGAUUGUUCAAGGAGGAAGAGAAUAAUGAUAAAUACAGUGGUGAUUUGCAAGUCAAGUUAAAAUGUCUCCGGAAGUGGCCUUGAACCGAAUUUCUCCAAUGCUCUCCCCAUUCAUAUCUAGCGUGGUCCGCAAUGGGAAGGUGGGACUGGAUGCUACAAACUGUUUGAGGAUAACUGACUUGAAAUCAGGCUGCACGUCAUUGACUCCUGGACCCAACUGUGACCGAUUUAAAUUGCACAUACCAUAUGCUGGAGAGACAUUAAAAUGGGAUAUCAUUUUCAAUGCCCAGUACCCAGAGCUGCCUCCCGACUUCAUCUUUGGAGAAGAUGCUGAGUUCCUGCCAGACCCCUCUGCUCUGCAUAACCUUGCCUCCUGGAAUCCAUCAAAUCCUGAAUGUCUCUUACUUGUGGUGAAGGAACUUGUGCAACAAUAUCACCAAUUUCAAUGCAGCCGCCUCCGUGAGAGUUCCCGCCUCAUGUUUGAAUACCAGACGUUACUGGAAGAGCCGCAGUAUGGAGAGAACAUGGAAAUUUAUGCCGGGAAAAAAAACAGCUGGACUGGUGAAUUUUCAGCUCGUUUCCUUUUGAAGUUGCCAGUGGAUUUCAGCAAUAUUCCCACAUACCUGCUCAAGGAUGUGAAUGAAGACCCUGGAGAAGAUGUGGCCCUCCUUUCUGUCAGUUUUGAGGACACUGAAGCCACUCAGGUGUAUCCUAAGCUGUACUUGUCACCCCGAAUUGAACAUGCACUUGGCGGCUCCUCAGCUCUUCAUAUCCCAGCUUUUCCAGGAGGAGGAUGUCUCAUUGAUUAUGUUCCUCAAGUGUGCCACCUGCUCACCAACAAGGUGCAGUAUGUGAUUCAAGGAUAUCACAAAAGAAGAGAGUAUAUUGCUGCUUUUCUCAGUCACUUUGGCACGGGUGUCGUGGAAUAUGAUGCAGAAGGCUUUACAAAACUCACUCUGUUGCUGAUGUGGAAAGAUUUUUGUUUUCUUGUACACAUUGACCUGCCCCUGUUUUUUCCUCGAGACCAGCCGACUCUCACAUUCCAGUCCGUCUAUCACUUUACCAACAGUGGACAGCUUUAUUCCCAGGCCCAGAAAAAUUAUCCAUACAGCCCCAGAUGGGAUGGAAAUGAAAUGGCCAAAAGAGCAAAGGCUUAUUUCAAAACCUUUGUCCCUCAGUUCCAGGAGGCAGCGUUUGCCAAUGGAAAGCUCUAGGAAACACCAGUCUUGAGAGGUGGCCAGCCAGACUGCUCUGUCCACAUGCGUGUCAGCACAUAUGGCCGCUUCCUGGAAGCCAUUGGAAUGUCUUCACGGCAGCAUUUCACUCACACAGCAGCUUUGCACCCCGACUGGAACCCACACUUGAGCUGGCUGGCGGGCACCUGGGUCCCAGAGCCCCCCGCCUCUGGUUGCCCCCUCUUUGUUUCCUUCAGUAUACUUCUUAGUUGGAAGAAAUAAAGUCACAAAUCAGGAUGCUGUUACUUUUCCAGGGAACGUAAGACAUCAUAAAUGCACACACCCUGAUUCCAAAGCCUCUGUCUCUGAGACCUCUUUUAAGUUUUCAGAUAAAACACCCAUUUGCUCUUUUCUUUCUC